This is a messenger RNA of Amorphotheca resinae ATCC 22711, 762 nucleotides long. RefSeq lists its product as hypothetical. The coding region runs from base 155 to 628 and encodes 157 amino acids. The record is from RefSeq and is a predicted model, not a curated record. The transcript has a single exon. NCBI's taxonomy places the organism in Eukaryota, Fungi, Ascomycota, Leotiomycetes, Helotiales, Amorphothecaceae.
UGAUGCCGUACCCCUGGAGCUCAGCCGACGCUUAUCGGCCAACCCAUGCGUUGGGAAAGGAAAGAUUAGGAAGGGGGGGUGGUAAGAUAAGGGCCACUAGCCGACCACUGCAGGAUUGUAUGUAGUACCAUGUACAGGAGUAGCAGUUCGUAUCAUGGUAUGGUACAACACAGGACUCGAGAUGUGUGACCAGGAAAGAGAAAUCAAGGAGGAGGCGGGACGGAGCGGCCGAAGUAGCUGGAAGAGGCAGCUUGAAGCACCCAGCUCCAAAGCGAAUUGCUUAAAUCCAACAGUUGCACCAUACAAGAAGAAGGUGGCGGCACAUUCUUACUAUGGUAGUGCUACAGCAGGCCUAGUAGUAUUAUUGCCGCGUAGUCUAUUGGUAGUGAACGUCGAGCAAAUGAAGGGCUGGACCGUGAGACUAGUUAAGUGCAGUGUAGGUACCUGGUACUUGAUCCGUGGCUGGGACAAGCUUUCAAAAAUCCCGGCUUCCUUUCAGGUUUCAGUAGGAGGGCCGGGAUUACCGUUAGCCUGUGGUUGUUCGCCCUUGCGGGGGGCGGGGGGGUCGAGUGCUUGGCAUCAUACAGCGAUCUGGUGGCGACAUGAAUCAGUUCUUGGGAAGAGCUGAGGAAGCAGCGGAAAGCAGAGGAUAUCGAAGGCUGCCAGGUUCCUUUGUCUCGGAGCGUGGUGCAGGUCUGCUCUGUCGGCAAAAGACCACAUUCUUCUUUUCUUACCUGGAGUAGGAAGGUGUUUAGAUAUCGC